UUAGCAUUAAAACCAAAAAAAAUAAGAGUUUUGAAAAAGAGACCAUGAAAAACAAAAGUGGCGACCAAAACAACAACAAACCCACUAAUUUUGCAGCAUUUAUUAUCAUCAUGUCUUCACCGACUCACGCGCACUUCCGUUCACUCUAUUUUUAUCCUUAAAAUCCUCUCAUUGUAUUUACUUUAUUUUAUUUGUUUCUUAGAAUCUUUUUCACGCAAAUGCAAACCACCAACAAAUCUAUAUUCUAGCAUGAUGAUGAAGUAGCUACUUGCUUCUUCUUCUUCUUCUUCUUAAAUUUUGGGGUUUUUACUUUUUGGUGAAGACAGCCAUGUUUCAAAGAUUAUUACUCUUCCUUCUCAUUGCUCUUCUGCUCCAAUCUUCUUUCCUUUUAGAGAUUUCCUCUGCUCUCAAGGAAGGAAAAACAUGUAUAACAAACAGCAACUGUGACGCUGGAUUACACUGCGAAACAUGUAUAGCCAACACUGAUUUUAGACCUAGAUGCUCCAGAACCCAACCCAUCAACCCCAUCACCAAGGCAAAGGGGUUGCCUUUUAACAAGUAUUCAUGGUUAACCACACACAACUCUUUUGCUCGUUUGGGGGAAGUAUCACGGACCGGUUCUGCUAUUUUGGCUCCUACUAACCAGCAAGAUUCAAUCACAAGCCAACUCAAUAAUGGUGUAAGAGGGUUUAUGCUCGACAUGUAUGACUUCCAAAACGAUAUCUGGCUUUGCCAUUCUUUCGAUGGAACAUGUUUCAAUUUCACCGCUUUUCAACCGGCUAUUAACAUUUUAAGGGAGUUUCAAGUGUUUCUAGAGAAGAACAAAGAGGAAGUUGUAACGAUUAUCAUCGAAGAUUAUGUGAAAUCGCCUAAAGGUCUCACAAAAGUGUUUGAUGCGGCUGGCUUACGAAAGUUCAUGUUUCCAGUAUCUAGAAUGCCCAAAAAUGGAGGGGACUGGCCAAGGCUUGAUGACAUGGUGCGAAAAAACCAACGGUUGCUAGUUUUUACAUCCGAUUCACAUAAAGAAGCAACCGAAGGGAUCGCCUAUCAAUGGAAGUAUAUGGUUGAGAAUCAAUAUGGAAAUGGAGGGUUGAAGGUAGGAGUGUGUCCAAAUAGAGCUCAAUCAGCGCCAAUGAGCGAUAAAUCAAAAUCUCUUGUUCUUGUGAACCAUUUCCCUGAUGCUGCGGAUGUGAUAGUAGCAUGUAAGCAAAACUCAGCUUCUCUUCUUGAAUCCAUAAAGACAUGUUACCAAGCCGCGGGACAGCGAUGGCCUAACUUCAUAGCAGUCGAUUUCUACAAGAGAAGCGAUGGUGGAGGAGCUCCGCAAGCGGUUGAUGUUGCGAAUGGCAAUUUGAUAUGCGGUUGCGAUAACUUUGCAGCGUGCAAGGCUGACGGCAAAUGUGGAUAGUAAGAAAGACUGAGCCACCAGAAGCAACUCCCAUAACCAAAGGCUUUCUGCGUUUGUUGUCACCUUUGUGUCAUCUUUUCCAUAAAGUUUUAGCUAGUGUAGUAACGGUUAGUUUUUGUUUUAGAUUAUUUAGAGAUUAGUACUGUACUGGUUAGUUUCAUUACUCUAAAUUUCCUAAUCAUAUAUGAACUAGUCACCGAAUAAUCUAUAUAUACUGAAAACACUGGUGACUAAAAAUGUUAAACACAAAGUUAUUUAAUAGCUAAAAAUCUAAAUUAGGGACAUGGUAUGUUAUUUGACCACAAAAUUUGUAGUAUAGUUUGUAAGUACCGAUGUCACCAUCGGAUUUAAACGCGAUAGAAUUUGUGUCAUCUAAAAUUUAAUUCAUUAGCUCAAGUGGAGGACCAAAACAUGUAAUAUAGUCUUCUUUUAAGAGUCAGUCCACUAAAUCAACUGGAAAAGUUACAUUAAGUCAUUUAUAUAUUUCACUCACCCUCACUGGAGAAUACAAAUUUUUCUUUUUCCUUCUUUCCCACUCUCUUUCUUGUUUCUAC
Messenger RNA from Arabidopsis thaliana (thale cress), 1962 nucleotides. RefSeq names its product PLC-like phosphodiesterases superfamily protein. The record is from RefSeq and is marked reviewed. The transcript is spliced from 7 exons. Gene Ontology annotation, biological process: lipid catabolic process; lipid metabolic process; signal transduction. Gene Ontology annotation, molecular function: hydrolase activity; phosphoric diester hydrolase activity. Bases 329 to 1408 code for a protein of 359 amino acids. Lineage: Eukaryota; Viridiplantae; Streptophyta; Magnoliopsida; Brassicales; Brassicaceae.